AUGAUGGUCAUCCCGACCCCUAAUCAGCUCGACAUUCAAACCUGCGAUAAAAGGUGCGGCCUCCACGAGUAUAGCCUUACCUGCGGAAACCUGCAUGCACUGCCCUUCGAUAUCCUUAUCUACUGCGCCAAACAAAUCAUUGAAAUCACUCAAACGACGAGGACGAGAGAGAAGCUUUAUAUUCUGAAGGAGGCCGCUCUUAUAAGUCGCAGCGUUUUAGAUGGUGGCAUUUUCGAGUUCCCUAAUCGCGUUGCAAUCGAAAUGCUCUUGAAUUGGCACUUUUGUCGGUCGGAGUGGAUAGAGAAAAACCCCGACGCGGAUACCAAUGUGAUCAAUACUGUUCUGGACCUUGUGAGUGUUCUGGAGCUUUUAGAGAACUUGCAUAUUAAUGCAAACCUCGAUAUCUCUCCAGUACUGGAAAAUCUGAAGAUCAUACCCAUCAGAGACCUCCUCAUAUAA
Messenger RNA from Penicillium nucicola, 459 nucleotides. RefSeq lists its product as uncharacterized. The coding region runs from base 1 to 459 and encodes 152 amino acids. NCBI's taxonomy places the organism in Eukaryota, Fungi, Ascomycota, Eurotiomycetes, Eurotiales, Aspergillaceae. The record is from RefSeq and is a predicted model, not a curated record. The transcript has 2 exons.